AUGGGUCGAUGGGGUUACCGUAUGAUGACAACGCGUUUUCCACAUCUGAAACUUACUGACUGCUUGAAAGGGCUCUUCGAGGCCGAUAUCGAUAUCGACAUUGCCUGUGAACUCGAUGAUGCCUUUGUAUCGAGGGAAGGCGCAGGGAGUCUUCGGCUCUCCCGCAUGAUCAAUCAGACCGACAUGCUGGCCCCUCCUGGCGCCAGAGCAUACCAACAAACCGAAGAGUACCGCCUCGAGCUGGACAAUCUCAUUGUCAACAUUCGAAACCAGCUUGACUCUGGUCUUGGAGACAAGCUUUUCGACAAGUACCGUGCCUUGGAGAACGAGUUUCUAGGCCAGUACCGAAUCAUUCUGGUCGGCGCCUUGAUGAUGCGAGCUGGCGCCAAGAUCAAGAAGGAGAACUUCCAGCAUCUGCGCGACCUUGUCCCCCAAAUUGACUGCCAGCAUGGCUAUACUCUUCCCAUCAACGACCUUGGGUUCCGUGGCCCAGGCAAGGCCCAAUUCCUUGCUGCUCUCGACAAUUAUCGGCCGGGAACCCCGCGAAACUACGAGGAGCCAAGCUGCUUUCAUUGCGGCAAGGACUGCCAGAAGGCUCAUUGGAAGGUCCAUAAGCCGUCCUGCAAGCCCAUGUGUGAGGUUACAUUUCUGAAUGUCUAG
Molecule: messenger RNA, 660 nt
Organism: Colletotrichum spaethianum
Lineage: Eukaryota; Fungi; Ascomycota; Sordariomycetes; Glomerellales; Glomerellaceae
Exons: 3
Coding region: 1-660 (219 amino acids)
Source: RefSeq, a predicted model, not a curated record